Lasiosphaeria miniovina is the source of this 153-nucleotide messenger RNA. RefSeq lists its product as uncharacterized. Lineage: Eukaryota; Fungi; Ascomycota; Sordariomycetes; Sordariales; Lasiosphaeriaceae. The coding region runs from base 1 to 153 and encodes 50 amino acids. The transcript has a single exon. The record is from RefSeq and is a predicted model, not a curated record.
AUGGAUGAUGCGGAAAGCGGAUCGCUAAACCACUUAGUUGACCUCUUGGAGCGUUGCUUGACGCUCAACCCCGACAAGCGGCUUAAACCUUCUGACGCUCUCCGCCACCCAUUUUUCACCGAGAGUGCCAACCACAAGUCACUGACCCGCUAG